AUGACUGCCAAUAGCCUAUUGGGACGAUCCCUAUUUAAUGAAAGGCGAUGCAGCAAACGUUCGUUAGUCUUACUGAUUGUCGGUCUCGUUGCUGGCUUCUGUCUGGCAGAGCUGUUUGUCUACUCAUCCAUUCCGAAACGUUGCGAUGUCAACGGCGACCAUUCCAAUCAACACAUGCAGAAUUUUUCUCGUCCCAAACAGGAUAUCGACUCGCCCGAACAUUCAAAUGACGAAACAAGCCUUGCUGAAAAGUUGCAUAGCGAAAUACGUGUUCUUUGCUGGAUUCUGACAAAUCCCUCCAAUCAUAAGGCGAAGGCGGUCCAUGUAAAACGCACCUGGGGCAAGCGAUGUAACAAGCUGAUCUUCAUGAGCUCAGCCAAGGAUGAGGAAUUGGAUUCUGUGGCCCUGCCCGUAGGCGAGGGACGCGACACCCUGUGGGGCAAAACGAAAGAGGCCUACAAAUAUAUCUACGAGCACCAUAUCAACGAUGCGGACUGGUUCCUUAAGGCUGACGACGAUACCUAUAUCAUUGUAGAGAACUUGCGCUAUAUGCUAUAUCCCUAUAACCCUGACACGCCUGUUUAUUUUGGCGCCAGAUUUAAGGCAUACGUCAAGCAGGGCUAUAUGUCUGGUGGAGCUGGAUAUGUGCUCAGUCGCGAGGCAGUGCGUCGCUUUGUGGUGGAAGCGCUGCCCAAUCCCAAGCUAUGCAAACAGGAUAACAACGGUGCUGAGGAUGUUGAGAUAGGCAAAUGCUUGGAGAAUGUCAAAGUGCUGGCAGGCGAUUCUCGUGAUGCCAAUGGACGUGGACGCUUCUUUCCNUUUUUUUUUUUGAAUAGUCAGCCGAAUACAAUUCCAAGAAUCAAGCUGAGUGCGUCUAUGAGCUUAUGGAAGCGCAUGGGCAUGAGCAACAACAGCAACAAGCAGGARGCGAAAAAGAAGAAGAAGACCACAGCAACUGGCCAGAACAUAAAUCGCUGUGCGGCUACUGUCUUGGCAACAACAAGAGCUCUCUUCGCCUAG
This is a messenger RNA of Drosophila arizonae, 1020 nucleotides long. Its product is annotated as glycoprotein-N-acetylgalactosamine 3-beta-galactosyltransferase 1-like. Lineage: Eukaryota; Metazoa; Arthropoda; Insecta; Diptera; Drosophilidae. The record is from RefSeq and is a predicted model, not a curated record. Gene Ontology annotation, molecular function: N-acetylgalactosaminide beta-1,3-galactosyltransferase activity. Gene Ontology annotation, cellular component: membrane.